AUGUCUAAAUGGAAAUAUCUCCGCCCUUCUCGAUAUUCCAGGUUCUUUGAUCUGUUAUCCUUGACACAACCGAGUGAACCAAAGAAUAGUGGUAGAAGUCCACUGAAGCUAACCAAUAACUUCGUUGACCAUCACUCACCAAAUGCUGAAUUUUCGAUAUCCCGAUAUCAACAACAAACGCCUUUCUAUGCAGCCAAAAAGUCUGUACGAGCCACAUCCGACAGUUCCACUCCUCUUGGACGUUCAAAAUACAGCUAUGGUUCCUACAAUAUACAAACGCACAGAUCCUCCGAUAAUACAAUUCCCCCAACCAUCCAUCAGGAGGCCGGACAAAUGAGUUCGAACAGUGCACCUGUCCCCCUGAUGGACCGAACUGAUCUGCUCGCUCAAGAAAUCGCCAUAUGCCACGCUCUGACAGGUCUGACAACACAACAGCGAAAAAUGUGCCUUCAGCACUCUGGCCUGGUUUGGGCCAUGAUUGAAGGAACUCAGCUUGGUCUACAUGAAUGCGUCCACCAGUUCCAGCAUGAACAGUGGAACUGCUCAGCGGUCAAUCUCCUGUAUCAGAUGCAGUCUGAGACGAAUCCGGUGCCCAAAGUCAACGGAUUGGAGGGUGUACUCCAGCGAGGUUCCCGGGAAACCGCGUUUCUAUCAGCUUCAUGGUCUGCUGGUAUUGUGCAGGCAGUUACUCGGGCUUGUAGUCGUGGCCAAAUGGGGACUUGUGAUUGUGACCCACGGAGACGUGAGGGCCAGGAUAGAGAUUCUGAAGGGGUGUUUACCUGGGGCGGUUGCAGCGAUCCAAUCAAAUUUGGGAUGAGAUUGACGCGAAUGUUCCUCGACGCAAAUGAUCGUGAGCACCGUGAAGCAGCCAUACUUAGGGAGGAGCAACUACAUGGUCCUCGCUUUGGACGUCAGCGGAUGUUUGAUAACCGAGGUCACCUAAGAUCGACCGAACAUCGCCUCCGUUAUGUCCGUUCCCUCGGUAACAGCACCCCAUCACAACGGCCAAACUCAACAAAGGAGCUCAUAGAUCUGCCUGCGAAAUUGAGCCCUCAAGAACUGCAAGAAGAAACGUUGAGAAUUAUGCACACAAAAGCCCGAACUCUGAUGAAUUUACACAACCGAAGAGCAGGUAGAAAACUGGUCUGGAAGAACAGGAUCAAAAAGUGUAAAUGCCAUGGUGUCAGUGGAGCUUGCUCAAUGCGCACCUGCUGGCAACGAGUAAAUGAAUUUCGCCGCGUUGGUAUGCUACUCAAACUAGCCUACGAUAAGGCUAUCCGUGCGACUUACGAACCCAGACUGGAUAUACUACGCCCUACCAACAUAAUAGAACGCUUUGAGACCAGACCCUACAGUCGAUAUACCAGCAGAGGUGUGAUCAGUAACCUGCCAGUUCACCGAUCUGUGCCGUCAAACUGGGUGGCACCGAUGGCAAACGAAGCUGGGGCGACUCGACAGAAUCCGCCUAUUCCAAGUCUCUGGGAGCGCCGACGCUUUCCAAGAAGUGCUCCGGAAAUGGGUCAAGUGUCCAAGACAAAAUUAGUUUACCUGGAAGAGUCACCAAACUACUGUCGCCAUGAUUCUUCCAUCGGUGAGUGUUAG
Molecule: messenger RNA, 1602 nt
Organism: Opisthorchis viverrini
Lineage: Eukaryota; Metazoa; Platyhelminthes; Trematoda; Opisthorchiida; Opisthorchiidae
Exons: 3
Coding region: 1-1602 (533 amino acids)
Biological process (GO): multicellular organism development; cell fate commitment; neuron differentiation
Cellular component (GO): extracellular region
Molecular function (GO): cytokine activity; frizzled binding
Source: RefSeq, a predicted model, not a curated record